AUGGAACAAUAACAAUAAUAGGUCUCUCAAGAAGUCGUUCAAUAAUAUAACAAGCUUAAGAUGGAAUAUAGCGAACUCUUAAGAACUUCUAUGGAUAUCGAAGAAGAAAAGAGAGAAAACUAGCUCGUUAUUGAAACUAUCAAGAAUUUAGAAACUGAAAGAAGAUGCUGGAGAUUAGUUGGCGGUGUUUUGGUAGAGAGAACUUUGGGUGAAGUCCUAAACUCUCUCAAGGAAAAUGUAGAAUCCUUUGAAAAAACAGGUGUUAAUUUCUCUACUGCUCUUAAAAAUAAAGAAAAAUAAUUACUUGAUUUUGAAAAUACUCAUAAUUUAAGACCUAAUAGAGACAAUUUUGGUAAAAAAGAUGAUGGUACUAAAAAAAAUACUGGUGUCUUAGCUUGA
Molecule: messenger RNA, 399 nt
Organism: Tetrahymena thermophila SB210
Lineage: Eukaryota; Ciliophora; Oligohymenophorea; Hymenostomatida; Tetrahymenidae
Product: prefoldin
Exons: 1
Biological process (GO): protein folding
Cellular component (GO): cytoplasm; prefoldin complex
Molecular function (GO): protein folding chaperone
Source: RefSeq, a predicted model, not a curated record